AUGACAGUCAGUAGAGUUAAUAAACUGAUCACUGCACUGAACCACAAUCUACUGAUUCCUCCUCCAGCUCCUCCUACUUCAGUCUCUCUGAGUAUCAGUCCAGACCUUCAGCAGUUCUUCAGCAGAGAGUCUCCACUGACUCUGAGCUGUGAUGAAGACGGACAGACAGCUGAUGGAUGGACGGUGAAGAGGAGAGCAGGAGGACAGACUGGACAGUGUGGUGUUGGUCAACAAGACUUUGGGAGGAUUGAAGGUUCUAACUGCACCAUAUCAGGUCCCUUUCAAACAGAUUCUGGAGUUUACUGGUGUGAAAGAUCUGGAGAGAGAAGUGAAGAGAUCGACAUCGAAGUUACUGAUUUUCCCUUUAAGCUGGAGAUUCCUGCUCUUCCUGUGCUGACAGGAAGUGAUGUCACUCUGCGCUGUAGGACCAACAAUGGUUCCACACCAACAUUUGAUUUAUUUAAGAACGGUGAACGUAUCAGAUCUGACUCUAAAGGAGAGUUUAUCAUCAGUAACGUCCAACAGUCUGAUGAAGGUUUCUACUCGUGUGUUGUUGAUCUGAUUGCAGAAUCUCCAAGGAGCAGGCUGAGGGUCAAAGCUCCUCCUCCUUCCUCUUCUCCUCCUCCUCUAGCUCCUCCUACUUCAGUCUCUCUGAGUGUCAGUCCAGACCUUCAGCAGUUCUUCAGCAGAGAGUCUCCACUGACUCUGAGCUGUGAUGAAGACGGACAGACAGCUGAUGGAUGGACGGUGAAGAGGAGAGCAGGAGGACAUACUGGACAGUGUGGUGGUGUUGGUCAACAAGACUUUGGGAGGAUUGAAGGUUCUAACUGCACCAUCUCAAGUCCCUUUCAAACAGAUUCUGGAGUUUACUGGUGUGAAAGAUCUGGAGAGAGAAGUGAAGAGAUCAACAUCACAGUUACUGAUGGUCCAAUCAUCCUGGAGAUCCCUGCUCUUCCUGUGCUGACAGGAAGUGAUGUCACUCUGCGCUGUAGGACCAACCAUGGUUCCACACCAGGAUUCAAUUUAUUUCAGAACGUAACGUCCAACGGUCUGAUGAAGGUUUCUACUCGUGUGUUGUUGGUCUGA
Molecule: messenger RNA, 1086 nt
Organism: Scomber japonicus (chub mackerel)
Lineage: Eukaryota; Metazoa; Chordata; Actinopteri; Scombriformes; Scombridae
Product: hemicentin-2-like
Exons: 5
Coding region: 1-1086 (361 amino acids)
Biological process (GO): cell surface receptor signaling pathway
Molecular function (GO): transmembrane signaling receptor activity
Source: RefSeq, a predicted model, not a curated record